GUGAGGUAUGUCGGGGGGAAGAGCUGCUGGCGUCCAAGGUGAUGGGGUGGGAUGAAUGGGACAGCAGAGAGAGCCACAGGGAUUAGCGUCCCUCACGUGUCGCCCUCGAUCAUUCCCCCCCAUUGUAACCAGAACAAUAAGGGUAUGGUGCAGGCAGCUUAAAAAGGAUAGACGGAGCCAAGGACAGCCUUGGCGGCUGUGGGGAAGCGGCGGAUCGGGGCAAAAGAGGUCCUGCCCACUCUGGCUAACAGGUGCGGUGCUUUUAGGAGGGCAUAUUUCCUGGGGGCUCCUUGAUGCUGUUCAAUUUGGCAGGUGGGGGCACACUAAGUGGUGUGACCGCCCUUUUGCUACUAAUCAUCUCCACGGCGACGGACUAUUGGAUGCAAUACCGUUACACUGGCAGCCCAGCAAAUCAGGGGCUGUGGAGGUUCUGCAUCAAUUACAAGUGCCAUGUCCACACCAUCACUAUCGGCUUCUGGGAUGCGACGCGAACCUUCAUGCUGCUGUCGAUUCUGAGCUGCUUCGCUGGCGUGAUCAUGGGUCUAAGCGCCUUCUCCAACGGAACCAAGAACAAGCUAAUGAGAUCCGGUGGGAUAGCUUUGCUGCUAUCCAGUUUUCUUACCCUGUUUGCCCUGGCGAUUUACACUGGGGUGACGGUUCAGUUCUUCGGAAAGCGCUACAUUGACUGGAGUUUUUCCUGGUCCUACAUCUUGGGCUGGAUAGCAGUCGUCUUGACACUCGCGGGAGGUGUGAUCCAGAUUUACACCUAUCAGAAGAAAACUGCUGAAUCAUCUACUCCCAAUAUCCAAGACAGUGGGUUACAGUAAAAAUAUAAAAAAUAAACCACAACUUGCUUUGGAACCUGCAGAGAGAAACUCUACUUCUGCUCAAAUAUAACAGGAUUAUCAACACUGUUAAAUGUCAGUUUUCUGGACACCUGUCUCCCUGUCUUUCUCAUUAUCAAGUAGGUCCAAUGCUCUUAAGUAGAGCUUAGGAGCAUGAACAGAAAACAUGAAACGAUAUUAAGUCCAGACCUCUUGUAUCGGCCGUGUCCUCUGUAUCCUCUGCUGCUUACAGAUUAUGUGCAGACAUCACAUAUCUUUGUGUAACAUGUAGAAGCCUUUAACAGUUUAUCUUAGGUUCUUAGUUAUCUUGUAUUAGUUUUCUAAUGCUUUACAUAUAAUAAAAUGCAGGCAAAGAUGCAGAAUCUCCAUGUCAUGCAACGUGUGACCACCACAAAAAGACUAAUGUGAGGAUUGACAGAGGACGAUCAAAAACGUACAGAAGAGAAAAAAGGUUUUUUUCAUGGAUAAAUUUAGCCAGGAGUUCUAAUGGUUAAACAUUUGUUUUGAAAUUGAGACCCUCCAUAUGCUGGAUACUAUACAUAUAACAAUAAAACAGUUUGAAAUGUU
This is a messenger RNA of Paramormyrops kingsleyae, 1412 nucleotides long. RefSeq names its product lens intrinsic membrane protein 2.2 (gene lim2.2). Gene Ontology annotation, molecular function: structural constituent of eye lens. Gene Ontology annotation, cellular component: plasma membrane. The record is from RefSeq and is a predicted model, not a curated record. Lineage: Eukaryota; Metazoa; Chordata; Actinopteri; Osteoglossiformes; Mormyridae.